AUGUCAGAUUCAGUUACAAUCCGUACACGCAAGUUUCUAACAAAUAGACUUCUCUGCAGAAAGCAGAUGAUAGUAGAUAUAUUACAUCCAAGUCGGCCUAAUUUGAGUAGAAAUGAUCUGAGAGAACGCCUAGCUAUUAUGUAUAAAGUACACAAAGAUACUGUGCAAGUUUUUGGGCUACGAACGCAAUUUGGCGGAGGUAAAUCUACAGGAUUUGCUUUGAUCUAUGACAGCGUCGAAAUGAUGCGUAAAUUUGAGCCAAAAUACCGGCUGAUCCGCAUUGGACUUGAAGAAAAAACAGAAAGAUCAUCACGUCAACAGCGUAAGCAACGGAAGAAUCGCAGCAAGAAAUUCAGAGGAACAGCAAAAAAAGCAGCAAUAACUGCUACUACCAAAAAAUAA
Messenger RNA from Pneumocystis jirovecii RU7, 402 nucleotides. RefSeq lists its product as uncharacterized. Gene Ontology annotation, cellular component: ribosome. The coding region runs from base 1 to 402 and encodes 133 amino acids. Gene Ontology annotation, molecular function: structural constituent of ribosome. NCBI's taxonomy places the organism in Eukaryota, Fungi, Ascomycota, Pneumocystomycetes, Pneumocystales, Pneumocystaceae. The record is from RefSeq and is a predicted model, not a curated record. Gene Ontology annotation, biological process: translation. The transcript has 3 exons.